UUUGUGUUGAGGAUUUGAAGAAAGAAGAAGAAAAAUGAUACCUCAGCAGUGGGCAUCUCCCUGUGGAAACCAAUGCACCAAUAAAUACGCUGCCCUCACUCAAAUUCCUUGGCGGGUAUUCUGCAAAAAGGGUUGCGACUCGGAUGGAGAAACGUGGGAGGAAUGUUUGGAGGAUUGUAAUCAAAUGUGUUUCAAGGACCCUGUACUAAAGGACCAGCAGUGGAGUGCUUAUAUCGAUCGUUCUCCUGGAGCUGCUAGUUAUUCAGAGGACUGUUUCCGUGCUUGUGUUUCUGGAUGCGGUUAUAAGUUUGAGGUUGUAACAGAAGAGGUGGAUAAAGUUUGUCCCAACAGACCACCCAAGCCUGCCCCAGUUCAGAAGCCGAAGCCACAACCCAUAGAACCCGUUGACCCACCUGAAGAGAUGCCUGGCACUUCUGCAUAGUGGAAAUUGAUGAACAAACCUAACCAUUCUUUUUAUACUUACAAGAUACAUAUUUGUAGGAUUUUGUGUUUUGAUCUUACAUCCUACACCACAUCAGCAUGAUUAAGGUUCUUUUUGGGGAAACAACGUAAAAUGCUUUUGCCCUUUUUACCUUAGAGAUAGUAGAAGCCGAAAGCAAGGAAUCCGGAAAAUUUUGGUAGUUGGAACUGAGAACAUGGUGAAUGGCAGGAGGUUUAUCUAAAGAACAUUUUGCAUUCUUUUUCAUCUGGCCAAAUGAAUAGUAGAUUUGCCUUUGCCACCAUACUGGCAUUUUCAAUCUCCUAAAUUGGUUACUUCCAUUUCAUAUGUUAUAUAUUAGCCCCUUUUGACAACACCAUUGUUCUUCACUUCUUAUAGCAACUUGAUCACUAUUAAUGGAUUCUUCACUAGUGCGAUUUGAAUUUGGAA
This is a messenger RNA of Arachis ipaensis, 889 nucleotides long. RefSeq lists its product as uncharacterized. The record is from RefSeq and is a predicted model, not a curated record. Lineage: Eukaryota; Viridiplantae; Streptophyta; Magnoliopsida; Fabales; Fabaceae.